AGUAGCUCCACCCCGGUUUCACUUUCAUCGUGAACGAACAGGAGGAGAAGACUGCUAGCUUUGUCCGACGACAGGAGCCACUGCUGCGAACGCGGGCACGGUCUCCAGGAAGUUUAGCGAGUUUUGAGGGACCUCAGAAACCGCAGGGUUUUAAGAUUGCACGGAGAGACAGAAAAGAUCCUGACUGCAUCAGCCAGAAAGGAAACACAAUUUGAUUUGAAGAUUGAAUAGGAUUGUGAGAAGCUUUUUUUGGUUUCAGUCCAAAAAAACAAGACAAGAUGGCUGACCAGCUGACCGAGGAGCAGAUCGCAGAGUUCAAGGAGGGUAUUUUUUUGUUUCUGGGAAAUCUUAAUUUAUGAGGUUGGACCGUGAAGAAAAGGUCAGAAUUUCCCUGCAUGGUUUCGAAUAAGCAUUGGAAUCCAUUGCAGAAAAAAAAAACACAAUCAAACAGCCUUCUCCCUGUUCGAUAAGGAUGGCGAUGGCACUAUCACCACCAAGGAGCUGGGAACCGUCAUGCGCUCUCUGGGUACUACGAAUAGGCUGUUUUUUCGAUACAUACGCGUGUUUUUGUCAUCGUGCCACAUUUCUUUUUGAAAGAACCGUCGUGAAUUCAAGUGACUUUGCAGGGAUUAGUACACAAAAAAUUAAAAUAUCUACUAUAAACACAGGUCAAAACCCGACCGAAGCCGAGCUGCAGGACAUGAUCAACGAGGUCGAUGCCGAUGGUAACGGAACCAUCGACUUUCCGGAGUUUUUGUCCCUGAUGGCUCGUAAGAUGAAGGACACUGACACCGAGGAGGAGCUGAUCGAGGCGUUCAAGGUACUACAUUUAGAUCAUUUCUUUCUCUUCCGUCAGAAAAAUAAGUUGUCUGUCAUACUAAAUCUUGAAAUUUUCUUGUGGAUGUCAAAGAAACCUAUGGCAUCCCGAAAACAAAUCUGAUUCUCUUCCAAGACAGUCUUUAAUUUGAAUUUCAAAGGUGUUCGAUCGCGAUGGCAACGGUUUCAUCUCCGCCGCGGAGUUGCGUCAUGUGAUGACGAACUUGGGCGAGAAGCUGACGGACGAGGAGGUCGACGAAAUGAUCCGUGAGGCCGAUGUCGACGGUGAUGGGCAGAUCAACUACGAGGAGUUCGUCAAGAUGAUGAUGGCGAAGUAA
This is a messenger RNA of Amoebophrya sp. A120, 1154 nucleotides long. Lineage: Eukaryota; Dinophyceae; Syndiniales; Amoebophryaceae. The record is from the annotation of a GenBank genome assembly.